AUGGAGCAAUAUUUCAGGGCUGCAAGGAUCCCUGAUUCUAAAAGGGUGUCAAUAACCAACAUGUAUCUUCAGGGUGAUGCCAAGUUAUGGUGUAGUACCAGGAUGGAAGAUGAUGCUAAUGCGGGCCAACCCACGAUAAAGACCUGGGAAGUCUUGAAAAAGGAACUGAAGGAUCAGUUCCUUCCCUGCAACACUACAUGGGUUGCCAGGGAAUCUCUCAAGAAGCUUAAGCACAUGGGGACAGUACGAGAUUAUGUCAAGGAAUUUAGUUCCUUGUUACUGAAUAUCAAGAACAUGUCCGAGGAGGACAAGUUGUUUAAUUUUCUAUCAGGAUUACAACCUUGGGCACAGCUUGAAUUGAGGAUGCAGGAGUUCAAAGGGUUACUUUACGUCAAGGCAUUUUUUAAUGGAAAGGAAGUGAAGGCCAUGGUGGAUUCUGGUGCUACGAAUAACUUUGUGGCACAUCGGGAGGUGGAGAGAUUGGAUCUUGAGAUUUUUCAAAGUACAACCAAGUUGAAGGCUAUGAAUUCAAAGGUAAAGUCGAUACAGGGAGCAGCUACCAUCAAACUAAAGGCUGGCACAUGGGAGUCAGAGUGCAACCUUAUGGUGGUGCCUCUUGAUGAUUUUGAUUUGAUUCUUGGAAUAGAGUUUCUAAGUGCGGCAAAGGCCAUGCUGGCACCACAUCUCAGAGGCAUGAUGAUAUGUGAUGAGGGAAGUCCAUGUUUUUUUGAAGAAAUUUCUGUAAACCAAAGUAAAGUGAAGGGCGUCGAACUGCAGUUGGCUAAGCAGUUCAAAUAUGGAAUGAAGAGGGGAAACGAAGCUUAUGUCACGGCAUUGAUCGAGAUCAAACCUGACCAGGCUGUAGAAGUACCUGAUUAUUUGGCAGAGGUGUUAGGGGAGUUUGCUCACAUGAUGCCACCAGAGUUUCCCAAAGAGUUGCCGCCUAGGAGGGCGAUUGACCACAAGAUUGAGUUAGAACCAGAGCCUAGGCCAUCGGCCAAGGCCCCUUACAGGAUGGGUCCUGCAAAAUUGGCUAACUUACCGAGGCAGUUAGACGAGUUGCUUGAUGCUGGGUUAAUACAACCAUCUAAGGCUCCUUAUGGUGCCCCAGUUCUGUUUUAG
This is a messenger RNA of Humulus lupulus (European hop), 1122 nucleotides long. RefSeq lists its product as uncharacterized. Lineage: Eukaryota; Viridiplantae; Streptophyta; Magnoliopsida; Rosales; Cannabaceae. The transcript is spliced from 2 exons. The coding region runs from base 1 to 1122 and encodes 373 amino acids. The record is from RefSeq and is a predicted model, not a curated record.